Molecule: messenger RNA, 1013 nt
Organism: Salvia miltiorrhiza (redroot sage)
Lineage: Eukaryota; Viridiplantae; Streptophyta; Magnoliopsida; Lamiales; Lamiaceae
Product: clathrin light chain 2-like
Exons: 3
Coding region: 7-954 (315 amino acids)
Biological process (GO): clathrin coat assembly; intracellular protein transport; clathrin-dependent endocytosis
Cellular component (GO): clathrin coat of trans-Golgi network vesicle; clathrin coat of coated pit; plasma membrane
Molecular function (GO): clathrin heavy chain binding; structural molecule activity
Source: RefSeq, a predicted model, not a curated record
UCUGACAUGGCAAAGCACUAUUGGCUACUCGCGAGCGCACAAGCGGAGCAGCGGCAUGUACUACCUUUUCACCUGAGCCUGGUCGCAUGCAAUCGCCGCUCGAUGCAUACAUGUAUUGAAUAUCUCACUUUCUUUCAACGAAAACGAAGAGACGACCAAUCCCAGUCGUCGGCGACAUCGCUAGAUAGAGAGAUGUCAUCAGAGUUUAUUAUCAGUGAAGACUCGGCGCGGCUCGGCUACGGCUCCCGGCUAUCAUCGCAGCGCUUUGACUCGUCGCGUUUCGACUCGUUUAUUGACUACACUAAUGAAGACCACCACGAAGGAGGCUUGGAGGAAUACUUGGACACGUCGCCUCAUGGCGGCGGCUAUGUGGCGGCGCCGCCUCCAGCGGAGGUGGUGGUGUCUGAAGCCGGCGAGUUUGCCGCUAAAGGACCAACUCUGCCGCCUCCGGCGGAGAAGGGUUUCGCUCUCGGGGAGUGGAGAAGACAAAACGCGAUUCGGCUAGAGGAGAAGGAGAGGAAGGAGAAGGAGACGUUGAAGGCAAUAAUCGAGGAAGCCGAUGAAUACAAAGCAGAGUUCUACAGGAAAUGGAAGAUCAAGCGUGAGAAUAGCAAAGCUCUCAGCAGGGAAAGGGAAAAGAAGUUUCUAGAAGGCAGAGAGAAGUUCCAUGCAGAGGCAGACAAGAGUUUCUGGAAGGCCAUUGCUGAGCUUAUACCAAGAGAAGUUCCAUUGAUGGAAAACAAGGAAAAGAAACCUCCUACCAUUGUUGUCAUUCAAGGCCCCAAGGCAGGAAGGCCAACCGAUCUCUCUCGUAUGCGCCACCUCCUCGUGAAGCUCAAGCACGAGCCACCUGUGCACAUGAUCAAGCGGCCGCCUCAGCAACCUGAAAAAACCACCCCCGUUGCUCUUCCGAGCACGUCCCCGGAGCAAGGUGUGUUUGCUUUUGUAGAGUGAAGUUUGUUAUGUAAAUAUCAUAUGUUGCAAGAAAUAAAAUGAACACAGAUUUACUCACA